AUGAUGCAACGAGUUUUCGCCUUCCUUAUGCUUUUGGCUACCGCCAGUGCCUUCGCACCCCAGACUGCUAUGGUCGCAAAGGCAUCCACAACUGCCUUGAGCGCCGCCAGUAACGGAGGCUUCAUGGCCGCUGUUGCCGGAGCUGUCCCUGCCAUCAUGACCUCCUCAGCGGCCCUUGCCACAGAGGGAACUGCCGAAUGGUUCGGAGUUGACGACACCAAGCUGUUGGCUGUCCUUUUCGUUGUCCACUGGGCUAUUCUUUCCCUUUGGUUGGCUGAAUACGGAAACUUGACUGACACUGAGAACGAUUUCUUCGGGGAAAUUGACUACACCAAGAAAUAA
Molecule: messenger RNA, 342 nt
Organism: Seminavis robusta
Lineage: Eukaryota; Bacillariophyta; Bacillariophyceae; Naviculales; Naviculaceae
Source: the annotation of a GenBank genome assembly